UUGACUUUACUAGUACUUAAUUAAAGUCACAGGUAGCUUGCAGUAUAUAAGCGCGAGUAUUGAGUAGGGCGUUCUCUUAUUCGGUUCUACGAAUUGUCGCGGACCGAAGAGAUCAUCUUUGGGAACAGGAUUAAUUCAAAAGUGAUUCAAAAUGAACAUAAUACCAAAGCAGUACUUUUUAGCAUCUCUAGUUGGUAUUUCUUUUACAAGUUUGAGUCUCGCUUUAGUAUACUGUUGGUAUAAGCAUGAUGGUAAAACAAAAAACCAUGUACAUAAUGCUCGGCCUAAGUUAAAAAGAGAAAUAAAGAUAAAAAGAAAGUACAUACCUACUCUAAUUGGAAAAGCUGGUUUAAUAAUAAAAGAUAUUCAGAAUAAAUCUGAAACCAGGAUAAAUUUCCAAGAUGAUGAUUUAGAAUAUUCCGAUCGUACAUGCACAAUUGUAGGAACUAAAGAAGGCAUAGAUUUAGCUGAAGCUAUGAUAGAAAAUAUAAUAGCAGAUUAUGCACUUAUUGAGACAUAUGAAAUGUAUGUACCUGUAGAAGAAUGUAAUAAAAUAAUUGGACUGUCUGAAAGUGACGAAGAUAGUGUAUAUAUAAAUACACAAACAUACGCAAAUAUUAUUGUGGAUAAAACGUUGUGUCCAACAGAUAAUAAGCAAAAACUAAUAAUAAACGGUACUACUAAUCAAAUUGCAGAUGCAAUACAUUAUAUCGAAUCAAAAGUUCUAGAACAGAGAUUUAAAGAAAAGGAAAUAUCUUCCUAUAAAAACAUGUAUCAUGGUAUAAAUACACAAUUAGCAAUGUUUUCAUUUGAUGAAGUGGAAAGUAUAAACGUAUAUGUAACAGAAAUCAAAAAUGUCCAAACUAUCUGUAUUCGAUUGAUCUCUGAAAAUGAAUCUUUACUUAAAUUACAUGCUGAUAUGGCGGAUUACUAUAAAAAACUUGAAAAUCGUCAACAGCACAGAUUGAAAAUUAUAAAUAGGGGAGAUAUAGUAGCAGCAAAAUGCAAAGAUGAUGGAUGUUGGUACAGAGCUGAAGUAUUAAAAGUAUACUAUUCAUAUGCAUGUGUUCACUAUAUAGAUUUUGGAUAUGAAAGAACAAUACACCAGAAGAAUAUACUGUCUCUUUAUUCCAAGUUCAGUGAUCUCAAAGCACAAGCCAUUGAAUGUGAACUAACUUUUGUUGAAGUAACUGGAUGUCUGUCAAUGAUGGACAAAUUUUUAUACUCAAAUGAAAUAAUAUCACAAUUUGAUUCCAAUAUCGUUCUAUUAACGUGACAAUAUUUCACAUAUCGACAUUGAAUACAAGUUGAAGACGUAUUUUUGUUUGUACAACUUUCCUCAUGAUGGGUAGGUCAACAUAUUCAAGCACAAUAUUACUUGGUUUGUGACUCUUUUACCUAUUAGCUAGCAAACAUAAGUCUGCAUUUUUAACAAUUAUUUAUCUUCCACAUAAAUACUUUCAAAAGUGCAUAGAAAAUUAAUUCUAAUAUUCUUCUGAUCUCUCACCCUCCGAACCUUUCCAAAAUCUAAUAGAUAAAUUCCAUGAACUGUGAAUACCAUUUACGUUCAAUUCGAAAGACGGACUAUCGAUCGAGUUCCUUUUCGAAAUAGUUUUCUUAUAAUUUGCGAUAGACCAGGUAUAUUUAAAAAUAAUAUCUGAAACUGUUUGGUACCAAAAGCUUCAUAUUCCAAUCGAUCUAUAUAAUAAAAAGGAAAUAAAAUAAAAAUCGUUAGAACGUAGAUCGAACGUACGUACAUGUACGAAUUAAAUUUAAAUUUCACGCUUGUAGGUGCGCGUGAUCUCGCGCGAAAUGUCAAGAAAUUCAAAUUUUCUAUUCGUUCAGAAAGAUGAAAUCGGAUCAUUUUCGUUAGUUUUCUCGAUCGAAACGAUCUCGUUUCGUCAAGAUGAAAUUUGAUAUAGUGAAUUGACAUUGUUAAGUAGAAGCCCACUUUCGGAAACGGAUGAGAAUUUAAUCAAUCGAUCGUAUGAGUAGUUGGCAUCGCGUGUCCACAUACAGCUAAUCAAGCUCGGUACUACUUCGUCACGAUACACGCGACCUGUAGAGAAACACGUAUUAUUCCUACUUGCAGGAAUACUGUAUAAUAUAUAUAAGUUUGUACGAUUCUCCCUCUCUCUCUCUCUCUCUCUCUCUUUCUCUCUCUCUCUUUCUCUCUUUGGCAACUAUUUCAGAGUUAAAAUUACGGUGCUGGGUAUACAAUCUUUGAUGUAGCCUUGUGAAUUGCGGCACUGAGUCUUUAAAUUACCUCACUGCCAAAAAUCUCCAUUGCUUUGCUUAGCCUCCCUUGCUAUUUCCGUUUCGGAUUGUUUUGAGCUUGUUUUAUGAACUUUCUUCUUAAAUCUCGAUUCACAAUGGAAUGAUUUUAUAAUAGUGAUUUCAUAUAAAUCGA
This is a messenger RNA of Vespula pensylvanica (western yellowjacket), 2410 nucleotides long. RefSeq names its product tudor and KH domain-containing protein homolog (gene papi). The record is from RefSeq and is a predicted model, not a curated record. Lineage: Eukaryota; Metazoa; Arthropoda; Insecta; Hymenoptera; Vespidae. The transcript has 7 exons. Gene Ontology annotation, molecular function: RNA binding. Gene Ontology annotation, biological process: spermatogenesis. The coding region runs from base 152 to 1276 and encodes 374 amino acids.